GUGGCAGGGGCAUUGCACAGUCCGAAUGGCAUCAUGCGGAACUGCCACAACCCUUGCCUGAUGGUGAAAGCGGUUUUAGCCUUAGCAUCCUCGGUCAUUUUGACCUGCCAGUAGCCACUCCGGAGGUCCAGCGAGCAGAACCAACUGGACCCCGCGAUGUGGUCUAGCGCCUCGUCAAUGCGGGGGAGAGGGUAGGCAUCUUUGCGCAUUACGGCGUUGAGGCGCCGAUAGUCCACGCCAAAAAUGCCACUCUCCGUUCUUCUUCAGGGUGGGCUGAGGCUGCUUGGCGACGGAUCCUCCUGGACCUGCGUUUCCUCUUGGGGGUGGCGUGAAGAGCAAGGGUGGUGGCACCGAUGGAGAGCCUGGUGUUGGCGAUGUCCACCGUGGCACCCCAGUGGACCAGCAGAUCCAGGCCGAUUAUGCAUGCGUCGCUGUCGGCCAGCCAGAACUCGUGCGUCACCACCUCUCGGUUUCCGACCUCCAUGCUCACCAUCUUCUUGCCCCGCAUGCCGAGCCUCUGCCCCGUCACUGACUGCAGCUGAGUGGUUGUUGGGGACCAGGCAGUGUUGGGGAGCGUUCCUGGUCGCACCAGGGAGAUGGUGGCCCCCGUGUCGACCAGUGCCCAGCAGGAUUGCCCAUCCAGCCUACAAUGCAGGUAUAACCCACCCGCCUCCCCCGGUCGGCCCACUCGCUGUUGGAUGGUUUGCUCUUCCGCCCUCAGAAGGGCAGGCUGGAAUUUGCUUUUGGCUCUCGUAAUGGAAGGACUUUGCUCGGUUCCCACCUUCACAAAGGCAGAUGGAAUAUUUGCUUUCGCGAGUGGGACCGAACUGGUUUCAGGCGCAGCAGGCUGCUCCUGAUUGAGGAGGAUGGGUUCCUGGGACAGCGGUUUCCUCACAGCGCCUGCCCCUGCGUCGUUUCCCGGCGGCCGUGGCGAUCGGGGCUUGGGCGCUGGUGCUGGGCAGUUGCAGGCCAGGUGCCCUGGCUCAUCGCAGCGAUAGCAGCGGCCGCGUCAUGCUGGUGGUGGGCGCUGUCGUCACUGUUGUGGGGGUGAGCAUGCCCAGCGGACUUCCUCCUCCUCCUCCUCGUAGCAGUCGCUUUCGCGGACGCGGGGCCAGGUUGUCUGCCCUGGAGCCGAGCAGAGGACGUCCUCAGCCGCAGUGACGGGCAGCCAGCUGCAGCUGGACUAGUGGGGUACUGCCACUCAUCAUAGCCAGAAGAGGGCGCCAACUGCCCACUGGAAUGCAGUGCUGGAACACAGAACCCCUUUGCUUAUAUAAGGCAACAGAUUAUACACCACAGGAGGACUUGUGAUCUUGAACCAUGGGGGGCGGGUACUCGGUCACUGUGAAGAACAAGACCCCGUACACUUGGCAUUACUCGGAUGAGGAAAGGGGCAGACUGAGUGCCUGGGAAUCUAAACAGUUUAAGGAGGGCGUAUUCAAUGAAUCAAAGCUAUAUCUGACAUAUGGAGAUCAGAGAGAAGUGUCUUUAUCUCUGCAUACUGGAGGCGGCCGCGACACCACAUUCACCAUAAAAGAAAGCUGGGACCGAUCUCUAUUUGAGCUGCAUUGUAGUGUAUGUGGUGAAGUUAGGACUUGCCCCAACUAUGCAAAAAUUGAGGAAGACCGCAUUCGCCAACAGCAACAAGAGGAACAGAGACGUCAGGAGGCACUAAAAAGACAACAAGAAGAACAGAGACGUCAGGAGGCACUAAAAAGACAACAAGAGGAACAAAGACGUCAGGAGGCACUAAAAAGACAACAAGAGGAACAGAGACGUCAGGAGGCACUGAAAAGACUACAAGAGGAACAGAAACGUCAGGAGGCACUAAAAAGACAACAAGAGGAACAGAAACGUCAGGAGGCACUGAAAAGACAACAAGAGGAACAGAAACGUUGGGAGGCACUGAAAAGACAACAAGAGGAACAGAAACUAUGGGAGGCACUGAAAAGACUACUAGAGGAACACAAACGACAAAAAGAGGAACAGAAACGUCAGGAGGCACUAAAAAGACAACAAGAGGAACAGAGACGUCAGGAGGCACUAAAAAGACAACAAGAAGAACAGAGACGUCAGGAGGCACUAAAAAGACAACAAGAGGAACAGAGACGUCAGGAGGCACUAAAAAGACAACAAGAGGAACAAAGACGUCAGGAGGCACUAAAAAGACAACAAGAGGAACAGAGACGUCAGGAGGCACUGAAAAGACUACAAGAGGAACAGAAACGUCAGGAGGCACUAAAAAGACAACAAGAGGAACAGAAACGUCAGGAGGCACUGAAAAGACAACAAGAGGAACAGAAACGUUGGGAGGCACUGAAAAGACAACAAGAGGAACAGAAACGUUGGGAGGCACUGAAAAGACAACAAGAGGAACAGAAACUACGGGAGGCACUGAAAAGACUACUAGAGGAACACAAACGACAAAAAGAGGAACAGAAACGUCAGGAGGCACUAAAAAGACAACAAGAGGAACAGAAACGUCAGGAGGCACUAAAAAGACAACAAGAGGAACAGAAACGAUGGGAGGCACUGAAAAGACUACUACAGGAACAAAAACGACAGCAAGAGGAACAGAAACGUCAGGAGGCACUAAAAAGACAAGAGGAACAGAAACGUCAGGAGGCACUAAAAAGACAACAAGAGGAACAGAAACGAAAUGAAGAGUUGCGCAGACAAGAGGAACUGCGGCGUUUAAAAAGACAGGAGCAGGAAAAGAGGAUUGAGGAACAAAUCAACAGAGAAAACGAGACCGCAAGAAGGAAGCUGUCAGAAGCAUGGUCAAAGAUAAAUCUGAAUCUAAGUCAAGGGGAGCAAGAGAGACAUCAUCAGCACACCCACGUGGUACAGCAAGUAAUAGAUGACCAUUUCGCUGCUAUAGAGUGGGAUGAGGUACAGUAUGCUGUUUUCUAGCCCAGAUAAAAUAAAUUAAGAUAAAUUCAUUAUUUUUAAUGCAUCUCUUAAAUAUGAUAGGCGUAAAUAUACUUUCAAGGUCAUGGAAUAAUCUUUUGCAAUCUUGAGCAGGUUGUGUUAAUUUAGACUUAAACUAAUUAAUAUGAAAAAUACUUUUAACUGUUGAUAGCCCAUUUUAAUUUGCUCCAGCAGGAGACCCAGCGCACACAGAUAUAUUUGUCUUGCGUGCCCAACUGCUUCAAUGGAUACUGUGACAUGCAAAAUUUUAGUUUAUAUUUUUACAGUUCACACUUGUCACACUGCUGUUAAAAUGUAUUUGUCUUAACACUGAGCGUGGGGCUGGUGAACAAACUAGGAUGGUGGCUUGUGGUCAAAUGACAGUAUGAGUUAAAUUUACAUUCAUAAAUGAUGAUGAAUAGAAUUUUCUGGUUAGGCUUUGAAGCUGAAAAAAUAUUACACUAUUGUCAGACAGAUUUUGAGCGCAGUCUAUAAUGUAAUUCAUGUUAAAUUCAGGUAUAUAUGCCUGCAAUAAGCAUGCAAUAAAAUAGUGGUUAAUUUUGAUUUUAUUUAAGAUAAAUUGCUGCGGGUCUGCUGUUGGUGCCUAGUUCCUUGUUUAUCAAAGACAAUUAGAUAGAUAAAUACUUUUACUUUUUAACAUUCAUGUUAAAACCCAUGGGAACAAAAAACAAUUAUCAUUUUGUUUACAAAGUUUGCAUGAAAGCAGGUGAAAUUAUCUAAAAGUGCAUUUGGAAAUCUCCAUCUAACCUGCACCAUAGGGGUUCCUUUUGUUUUGCAAAUGAGCAGAUAGAAGUAUAAAUAGGACAGUAGCUUGGGCUCUUAUAAAAGACUAAUUCUUGGACCCCUGUAACCUGGGCACACAUAGCUUGUUUGUUUCCCCAAAAUGAACAAUUUUAGAAUAGAGUUUUCUAGAUAAAAACAAAUGAAAA
Molecule: messenger RNA, 3860 nt
Organism: Anguilla rostrata (American eel)
Lineage: Eukaryota; Metazoa; Chordata; Actinopteri; Anguilliformes; Anguillidae
Product: trichohyalin-like
Exons: 5
Coding region: 1321-2913 (530 amino acids)
Source: RefSeq, a predicted model, not a curated record